UGAAUUUCAAAGUUUUUGUGUGAACAAAAGUUUUGGUGAAGUGUUUUUGUGUAAAAUUUAAUUGAAUUUUAUCGAUAUUUUUACAAGCUAAGAAUAAAAAUUGUGAUAAGUUGAGUGAAAAAUUUGUUAGGACUUUGAACAUUGUGAUUUGGUUGAGAUCUGUAGUGUUUCCUGAGAAAAACAAAUUUUCAAAAAAGGUCACACGCGUGCACUAUAAGUCGAUUGAAAAAAAAGGAAAUAAAAGGAGGAUGAGUGCCCGUAUUGACACGCAAUUGACAUCGGAAAAUGGUCGCAAGGAAAGUUCAGUCGGACAGCCCACAUUGUUUGGUGAAGUUCCGGAAAAUGAGAGUGACACAGUAUCCCAAAGCAAUAAUUCCUCUAUCGUUGAGACGAAAAAUAGAAUUAAUUCGACCAAGCAAAAUGGCAUCACUGAUACAUCAGUUGCGGUCAUCAACAUCGAUGAAGACGAUCGUCAAUUUUCCGCCGGAAAGAAAAUGAGCAACAUUGAAGCUAUCCAUGAACGGGCCACCGUUGCAUUCCAAAGUGGCAAAACCAUCGAUUUAACAUUCAGGGAACAGCAAUUGAAUGCAUUAUUGCGUAUGUAUGAGGAAAAUGAAGAUGCGAUGUGUGAAGCACUCUUGAAAGAUUUGCAUAAAUGCCGUCAAGAAUCAAUUAUCAACGAAGUUGAAUUGCUGCGAAAUGAUGUGAGAAAUUUGAUUAUGAACCUUCGUUCAUAUUCCAGCAUUGACUAUCCGGAGAAGCCGUUCGUUAAUAUGUUGGAUUCGGUGGAAAUUCACAAAGAUCCAUAUGGUGUUGUAUUGAUAAUGGGUGCAUGGAAUUAUCCUCUUCAGUUGACAUUAUUGCCAGUGGCUGGCGCCAUUGCGGCUGGUAAUUGUGUAGUCAUUAAACCGAGUGAAAUAGCGCCGGCAAGUGCAAAAUUUAUUGCCGAAACAAUUCCAAAAUAUUUGAAUGAGGAAUGUUAUCAUGUGAUUUGUGGUGGCGUAGAACAAACGACCGAACUUUUGAAAUUAAAGUUUGACUAUAUAUUUUAUACGGGAUCAACACGCGUCGGUAAAAUUGUGCAUGCUGCGGCCAAUCGAUAUUUAACACCAACAACAUUGGAAUUGGGUGGAAAAUCACCAGUUUACAUUGAUGAUACAGUUAAUAUUGAAGUGGCAACGAAACGAAUCAUUUGGGGAAAACUAAUGAAUUUGGGCCAAACAUGCAUUGCACCCGACUACAUUCUAUGCACGAAAGCUGUUCAAGGUAAAAUCAUUGAGGCAACGCGCAAUUUACUUAAAGAAUUCUACGGCGAUGAUAUGCAACAAAGUCCCGACCUCUGUCGAAUUGUCAAUGCAAACAAUUUUCAACGUCUUGUUAAGAUGUUGAAAGGGGCUGACAUUGCUCUCGGUGGUAACACAGAUGCUGAAGAAAGAUACAUCGAACCAACCAUUUUGAUUAAUGUAAAGCGAACCGAUCCCGUUAUGCAAGAUGAAAUUUUCGGCCCAAUUUUACCCAUUAUUAACGUUGAUAAUGCAUUCGAUGCCAUUCAAUUUAUUAACGCCGGUGAAUUGCCGUUGGUUCUGUAUCUAUUCACAUCAGAUUCUAAAAUUCAGGAGAUAGUCUGCAAGCAUACGAGAUCUGGUAGCAUAUGCAUUAAUGAUACGAUGAUGCAAUAUGUUGUUGAAUCAUUGCCGUUCGGCGGUGUUGGAAUGAGUGGAAUGGGAGCAUACCAUGGAAAAGAUUCGUUUGAUACAUUUUCUCAUAAGAAAUCAUGCUUGGUUAAAAGUAUGAAUCCGAUUGCCGAGUAUUUGUCAUCAUCCCGUUAUCCACCUUAUUCAGAUCGUAAAACAAAUUUAUUGGUAUUUUUGUUGAAGAAACGAUACAGCAUAUCGCCAAAAUAUCUGGGUUAUGCGGCGAUCUUUGGUUUGGGUGUUAUGACCACCAUUUUGUACAAUCACUACUCAAUAGCUUUUAAUAAGAAUGACGCCUGAAAUUGACUGAGAAAAUGGAUAUAUUGAAGUGUGCAAGAGAAAAAAUUACCAACAGAUUUAAUUUUAAGUGUCAAUUACCUUAAUGUGCAUUAUGUACGUCUUAUUUUGGGGGAUAAUGAUAUUUAUGUGUGUAAUAACAACAUGAAUGUUUGCAGUGUGUGAUGAUCAACGAGAUUGAAUACAUGAUGUCUGCGGGCGUGUAUCAUUGCAACUUCAAAAUACACAGCAAUCACAAUAUUAUUUAAGAGAUGAAAAAAAAAACUGUUGCGGACUAUGGGUUUCAAACAAAUUACUACAGUAUAAGCUAUGUAAAGAAACGAAAAAUGGACUGGGAAUCGGCAGCAGACGAAAUUAUCAAAAAAUUAUGUCGGAACAUUCCAUUGGAAAUAUGAAACUAAAAUUAAGAUAAAAUUUAGGUGAAAAAAAGUCAAACUUGAUAUUAUUUACUUUUGUUUUUCGAAGACGAGACUUUUUUUUUGGAAAUUACACUGAAUCUAUAAUGUUCUUGCCUUCGAAAAAAAAAACGUUUCUUUGUAUUUUUGAAAUGAUAUUCCAUUUCAUACGAUAUUUGAGUUAUUGGAUUAUUGAGCUAAUGAGAUAAUGGUAUUGUAUAUUUUUUUUGUUCUAUCUUUCUGAAGUGGGAGUUAGCUUUAAGAUGAAAAUGUUUCAUAAUCUGUUUUAUUUUGGAAAAGAAUAAAAAACCAAUUGAACAAUCUAAAAACAUAGUUGUGUAAAAUGAAA
Molecule: messenger RNA, 2735 nt
Organism: Contarinia nasturtii (swede midge)
Lineage: Eukaryota; Metazoa; Arthropoda; Insecta; Diptera; Cecidomyiidae
Gene: Aldh-III
Product: aldehyde dehydrogenase, dimeric NADP-preferring
Exons: 12
Coding region: 249-1994 (581 amino acids)
Biological process (GO): aldehyde metabolic process
Cellular component (GO): cytoplasm
Molecular function (GO): aldehyde dehydrogenase (NAD+) activity
Source: RefSeq, a predicted model, not a curated record